Thunnus maccoyii (southern bluefin tuna) is the source of this 6033-nucleotide messenger RNA. RefSeq names its product adaptor related protein complex 2 subunit alpha 1 (gene ap2a1). Gene Ontology annotation, cellular component: AP-2 adaptor complex; membrane coat. Gene Ontology annotation, molecular function: clathrin-cargo adaptor activity. Lineage: Eukaryota; Metazoa; Chordata; Actinopteri; Scombriformes; Scombridae. Gene Ontology annotation, biological process: clathrin-dependent endocytosis; intracellular protein transport. The transcript has 22 exons. Bases 720 to 3671 code for a protein of 983 amino acids. The record is from RefSeq and is a predicted model, not a curated record.
GAUCACGCUGCUGGUGCUGCUGUCACGAGCCUGGAGAAUUACAACGGACAUACAUUACACAGGACAUCUUAUUUACCAAAUUUAGUGCGCGAUAAAGAGAGCAGGAUUACAAUUCCAUAUCGCUGGUUGGCAAUUAAGACUCUUUACUGAGUUAUUUCGGUAAACCGGUGAUGUAUUGCAGUAUUUGAAUGAUAUUGCUAGCCAGCUAGCUAGCUAGCUGUUAAGCUAGCUUUACGCUGCGUGACUCGAAGUAACUUAACGUUGUAUUCUCGGACGCUAUCCUCAUUAACACAUCUGGUUACUUUCAUCUUAGAGACAUCUGAAUAGUGGGUGGUUUUAACUUUGGUGAAUUUUACUGUAUAUGUUGUGCGCGCCGCUUUUAAUCCUAGCUAGAUAAGGAUUGAAUGAAAUAGCUUGCCAUAGCCAGCGGAAACGAGCCAGUUAACAGGGAUAACGUGAAUUUACCGUGCUUCUCGUUGAUCCACCGCCAUCCAGCUAAUCUAGCAAAAGCUAUUUGACUUAGCCAUCCACAAGCAUACAGUGAGCUUAGUAACUAACGGUCAAUCAUAAAGUUUUAGCAAACGACAGGAACUGCUAAGUGGCUAAGCUACUACUACACGUCAAGUUGGCCAUCUUCCACUCCAGUUCAGUGUGAGAAGCUGACCAACGUCAGUUCGUUUUUGCGGAUAAGGCCGGAGUGAGGACAGAAACCUGCAAAAAUGCCGGCUGUGUCGAAAGGAGAUGGAAUGCGCGGAUUAGCCGUUUUCAUUUCGGACAUUAGAAAUUGUAAAAGCAAGGAAGCUGAGAUCAAACGGAUCAAUAAAGAGCUGGCCAACAUUCGCUCCAAGUUUAAAGGGGACAAGGCUCUGGAUGGAUACAGCAAGAAGAAGUAUGUCUGCAAGCUGCUCUUCAUCUUCCUGCUUGGACAUGACAUUGACUUUGGACACAUGGAGGCAGUCAACCUGCUGAGCUCCAACAAGUACACAGAGAAACAGAUUGGCUACCUGUUCAUCUCAGUGCUGGUAAACAGCAACAGCGAGCUGAUCCGUCUGAUCAACAACGCCAUCAAGAAUGACUUGUCAAGCCGUAACCCCACCUUCAUGUGCCUGGCGCUUCACUGUAUCGCCAAUGUGGGCAGUCGUGAGAUGGCUGAGGCUUUCGCCAGUGAAAUCCCCCGGAUCCUGGUUGCUGGUGAUACGAUGGACAGUGUGAAACAGUCAGCUGCCCUGUGUCUGCUGCGACUCUAUAAGACCUCUCCUGACUUGGUACUGAUGGGUGAGUGGACGUCCCGCGUGGUGCACCUGCUCAACGACCAACACAUGGGUGUCGUGACAGCAGCCAUCUCUCUCAUCACCUGUCUGAGCCAGAAGAAUCCAGAUGAGUUUAAGACCUGUGUUUCCCUGGCUGUGUCUCGACUCAGCAGGAUCGUGUCAUCGGCCUCCACUGACCUGCAGGAUUACACCUACUACUUUGUCCCGGCACCAUGGCUCUCCUGCAAGUUGCUGCGCUUGCUGCAGUGCUACCCUCCACCAGAGGAUGGUGCUGUCAAAGGCCGUCUGGUAGAGUGUCUGGAGACCAUCCUCAAUAAGGCCCAGGAGCCACCCAAGUCCAAGAAGGUGCAGCACUCCAAUGCAAAGAACGCUAUCUUGUUUGAGGCUAUCUCACUCAUCAUUCACUAUGACAGUGAGCCAAACCUGCUGGUGCGAGCAUGUAACCAGCUGGGCCAGUUCUUGCAACACAGAGAGACUAACCUGCGCUACUUGGCUCUGGAGAGCAUGUGUACUCUGGCCAGCUCUGAGUUUUCCCAUGAAGCCGUCAAGACACACAUUGAGACUGUCAUCAACGCCCUCAAGACUGAGAGGGAUGUGAGUGUUCGACAGAGGGCAGCUGAUCUGCUGUAUGCCAUGUGUGAUCGCAGUAAUGCCAAGCAGAUCGUAGCUGAGAUGCUCAGCUAUCUUGAGACGGCAGACUACUCCAUCAGAGAGGAGAUGGUGCUGAAAGUGGCCAUCCUUGCAGAGAAGUAUGCUGUGGAUUACUCCUGGUACGUGGACACCAUUCUCAACCUCAUCCGCAUUGCUGGGGAUUACGUCAGCGAAGAGGUGUGGUAUCGCGUCAUUCAGAUCGUCAUCAACCGAGAUGAUGUGCAGGGCUACGCUGCCAAGACCGUCUUUGAGGCCUUGCAGGCCCCUGCCUGCCAUGAGAACAUGGUGAAAGUUGGAGGCUACAUUCUGGGAGAGUUUGGUAACCUCAUUGCUGGUGACCCACGCUCCAGCCCCCUGGUCCAGUUCAACCUUCUCCACUCCAAGUUCCAUCUGUGCUCUGUGCCGACUCGUGCCCUGCUGUUGUCGGCCUAUAUCAAGUUUAUCAACCUGUUCCCAGAGACCAAGGCCACCAUCCAAGAGGUGCUGCGUUGUGACAGCCAGAUCCGCAACUCAGACGUGGAGCUGCAGCAACGUGCUGUCGAGUAUCUGAAGCUUUCAUCCAUCGCUAGCACCGAUGUCCUGGCCACUGUUCUAGAGGAGAUGCCUCCUUUCCCAGAGAGGGAGUCAUCAAUCCUGGCUAAGCUGAAGAAGAAGAAGGGGCCUGGUGCUGUGUCUGUGACGGAGCUUGAAGACAGCAAAAGGGAGGGUGGGGAGCUCAACGGAGGAGGAGACCGGGGGCCAGACACAUCAGCCAUGGCUGCCUCCAAUGCUUCGACCCCGUCACCAUCAGCAGACCUCCUCGGGAUCCGUUCCGCCGCUCCCAUUGGUGCUGCUCCUUCCAGUGCUGGCAGCCUGUUGGUGGAUGUGUUCUCUGAGGCAGGGCCCGCCGCACCUUCAGCGGCUGUGAAUGACGACGGCUUCCUAAGAGAUCUGGAACAGCCCACCGAGACCUCUGACUCCCUAUUGGUGGAGGGUUCUGGUGACUCGGACUCUGCUCCUCCCUCUGAGGAUCCUGCUCCCCCUCUGUCUGAGGCAGACGAACUUCUUAACAAGUUUGUGUGCAAGAACAAUGGGGUUCUGUUUGAGAAUCAGCUGCUACAGAUUGGCAUCAAGUCAGAGUAUCGUCAGAAUCUGGGGAGAAUGUACUUAUUCUAUGGAAACAAGACGUCAGUGCAGUUUGCCAGCUUCACCACCACAGUCAGCUGUCCUGGAGAACUGCAGUCUCAGCUUAACGUUCAGACCAAACCAGUGGAACCACUGGUAGAGGGAGGAGCCCAGAUCCAACAGGUCCUCAACAUCGAGUGCCUGACUGACUUCUCUGACGCCCCGCUGCUCAACAUCAAGUUCAGAUAUGGAGGAGCUCUGCAGAACCUGACCCUCAAACUACCUGUCACCAUCAACAAGUUCUUCCAGCCAACUGAGAUGUCCUCGCAAGACUUCUUCCAACGCUGGAAACAGCUUAGCCAGCCUCAGCAAGAAGCACAAAAGAUAUUUAAGGCCAACCACAGCAUGGACACUGAAGUACUCAAGGCUAAGCUACUGGGAUUAGGAUCGGCCCUGCUGGACAACGUUGAUCCAAACCCAGAGAACUACGUGUGUGCUGGAGUGAUCCAGACCAAAGGCCAGCAGGUUGGCUGUCUGCUAAGACUGGAGCCCAACGCCCAGGCACAGAUGUACCGCCUGACUCUGCGCUGCAGCAAGGACUCUGUGUCCAGGCGUCUCUGCGAGCUGCUGGCCGAACAGUUCUAGAGUCCAGACUUCUACCGUGACCAGUACUCCCACCAUCCCCACCAGCGACCUCUCCCUCGACCCCUCCUGCCACACCUCUUCUCCUCCCUCCAACAAAGAAUCUUUGAGUAAAAAAAGGUGUAACCUACAUAAGGGAAAAAGCAGCCGCUGUUAGCAACAGCGGCCAUAUAAUUGUCAUUAUUCUUGUCCCAGAUUCUGAUUCCAUUUCAUCUUCUACUUGUUUAUUAACAUGAUGCUACAUUCUUGUUUUUGUUGGUGUUUACCUGUGUAGCUGGUGUGUGUGUGUGUGUGUGUGUGUGCGUGGCCAGGAGAGUGUGUGUGUGUGUGUGUGUGUGUGUGUGUCCCACAGUUGUGCUGGGGUCCCACUCUGCUCUAUCCUGGCUGCUCUGUAGUACUGAUGCUGUGUGUGUGUGUGUGUGUGUGUGUGUGUGUGUGUGUGUGUGUGUGUGUGUGUGUGUGUGUGUGUGUGUGUGUGUGUGUGUGUGUGUGUGUGAGAGAGAGAGAGAGAGAGAGAGAGAUUACAUAAUGAAUUGGUAGAACAUUCCUUGAAGACAAAUGGGAGACGCUGUUCAUCGCACAUCUGCACUCACCCCCACCCUACACAUUCACACACACACACUAGUAUAAGUAUGAUUCCUUGUGGUUCUGGUGGGACCCAUUAAUGAAGUUAAAACUGAGGGUCCAGCACUCUGCUAAUUGCCGCUUCGGCCCAUUCAUUUGCAUCAAGCAUUCCCAGUGAAAACAGGCCAGUGAAAAUGCACUUAAGGCUUUGGGAUCCUCUUUGAGACCCUCCAGCAUGAUCCCCCCUUAACUUUUCUUUUGAACGAGCUGAUUCCUCUCCUGAAGCCCUGUAAUGAUUAGCCCUUCAUUUCAAUGAACUAGUUCAGUCGUUUAUGUUAUUGAUGUGUCUGUAAAUAUGUGCCAGUGUAUUACUUUAUUGCUUUCUGAGACAUUCCCACCAUGCUUGUUUAGAACGGCUGUGAUGAUCUAACCUAAGCCGCCCAUGUAGAAGGAUGGCACAGAAUGGACUGUAGAUGAAGGGUACAGCAGUGAGACUUGCAGUGUUCAAACUGUCUUUUAGAGCCGCUUGGAAACGUCCCGUCCACUUCCUGGAAGAUUACUUCCAGGAGCUUCUCAAUGAAAAGUUUCGGGAAGCAUCUGUGAGCUACUCUUCAUUGGAGGUGGGGAAGUUUAUCAGAUGUGCAUUUGCCAAAGCAACCGUGUUGUCUUCAUCACUAUAGUCUUUUUCUCUUGUAAAAACUGAAGAUUCUUUUUGAAAACACUUGUGAUAAAGCUUAAAUCUAGGACAAGCCUCACAAAGUGAGAUUUCUGCUUUAUGGUAAGCAUUUUCAACCAGUUUUACAAGUUUUUUACAAGAGAGAAGAUUUCACUGGUUGGUUUGGCAAAUGUACAUCUGGUUAACUUCUCUAGCUCUGAUUAAGUGGAGUAUAUAAUUGCUCUGCUAAACUAUUCAAUGGGAAGCAUCUGGGACUGCCUCCACAUGGUGGAUGAGACAAUCCCAAACAGGGAUGACUAAAUCUCAGAGCCAUCAUGGCUCCAGAGGAUGUCAGUACUGGCUUAAGUUGCUGCACCAGGGUCUGUAUGGAGUGCCAGAGUCCCAGUGCACUGCCAAAAUAGAGCAUAAAGAGAUACACUUAAAGGAUAUAACAGUUUUCAAGCUCUGAACAGACACAGCUGCAGCAGCUAAGUCCAGCACUAAUAUAUGUAUGAGCGCCCAGGCUGGACAGGAAGAUCAGUCUGAUAUACACACUCAUAUUCUCACUUCUACAGCUAAGUAUUUACAAAAGAGAUCAAUGCCAAUGAAUCUGAUGUGUACACAACCACUACAAUAAAUGUUUGGGAACACAUAGAUGUUCAGCAACCUCAAAAUGUUUCAAUUUUAAGCAUCCAUAGCUUUCUAACUCUUCCCAGGCUUUCCUCUCAUGCACAAGCACUGAUGUUGUGGGAGAGGACCAGAUGUAAGACACCGAGUUGUCCAUUACAACUACAGGGGGCUCGGUAUAUGUGUGUGAAUGUGAGUGUGGCUGUAAGCAGGUGAGAACAAAAAGCCUAAAGACAUUUCUGAUACAUGGUCACAUUACAUUCUGUGGCUGCAUGGCAAUCACAAGACAUUGAACUUUGUAGUGGAAAAUGUAGUCAUUUUGUCAUUCUGUGAGUGUGUGUAUGUGAGUUGGUGUGUGUGUGUGUGUGUGUGUAUGUGUGUGUGUGUGUGUCUAUGCAGUAUCCACUAGCUAAUGCAGCCUCAUGUAUCGGUGUUAAAAAACCUGUCCAAUACCUGUGUUAGAAUUAAGAUUUACUCUGUAAUGAAAAAUGUGAAAGUAAAACUAUGCCAUAUAUCCGA